Messenger RNA from Mastomys coucha (southern multimammate mouse), 1251 nucleotides. Its product is annotated as basic proline-rich protein-like. The record is from RefSeq and is a predicted model, not a curated record. NCBI's taxonomy places the organism in Eukaryota, Metazoa, Chordata, Mammalia, Rodentia, Muridae. The coding region runs from base 1 to 936 and encodes 311 amino acids. The transcript is spliced from 3 exons.
AUGGGCCAAGAAUGCUUCACUUGUGUCGUACAGAACUGUGGGUACCUCUGGGUUCCGGGUGACGAACCCUGGAAGGUGGAAGGGGGGCAACAGAGGCGGGGAAAGGACCGGCAUGGCCAGUCAGCCCGGAGAGGGCGGCCUCCGGCCUCCCCGCCUCCGGUAACGCCCGCCUUGUCCUCGGCCGUCAGGGACGGAAGUAGAAUGGCCGUGAAGCGGUGCAAGUAUCCCCACGGGCAGCAAACCGCUCUGCCUAACGGGAAGCCUGCGCGGCCGCAGGCCCGGUCGUCAUCCGGGCCUGGAGUUUCCCCGGGUCCAGGGCGGCCGCGCCUCGCUUCCCGGCCCUGCCGGCCCUCGUGGCCGUCCCGCUGCGGGCUGCACCUACCUUCCCCGAGACUGCGCGGGCGCCGCCAGUCACACAGGCCGAGGCCGCGCCGCCGCCGGCCCCCCCGCGCUCCUCCCGCCGCAGCGCUGGCUGGCGAUCGCCUUUAUUUGCGGGUCUCGCAGCCACAAAAUGGCGCUGAGGGAGGAAACCAGGCCCCGCCGCCGGCCCCGCCCCGCCUCGAGUGCGCCCCGCCCCGAGCGCGCCGCCGAUACCCCUCCCGUGGCCCACUCACCCGAGACGCGCCUCUCGGGCGCCUCCGGCGAGAAGAGGCCGGCUGGGCCCGCUCGGGGCCUCGGGGCGCGGAGAGGCAGCGGCACUCUGCCGCCUCACCCAGACCGUCAGCGGAAACCCGCACCUGCCCCGUGGGGGCUCGGCAAGCUCAGCCCGGCUGGGGAGGGAAGCGGCCGGAGAGAAGGGCGGGCCCGCGAGGUCGGAGGUCACUCGCGAGGCAUCUCGGGACGGCGGCCGCAACCGGACACGCUCGGCGGGGCCACCUGCGGCUGCUGCGCGGCCUGGGCGGAGGAAUCCGAGCCGGCAAGCUUUUUGAGAUAUGAUCUCAUGUAGCACAUGGUCACCUUCAUCUCUUAGUGAUCCUCCUGCCUCAGCCUUUCAAGUACAGGAGAAUGGCUUCAAGUAUGAAGCCACACUGUGUACUGUCCCCGCUGAGCCCAACGGGAUUCCGGAGGCAGCAGCCCUACUGUCCCCGCUGAGCUCAAUAGGACUCCAGAGGCAGCAGCCCGGCUCGGCCCAUCAGGUGUUUAGGACCGGAGACAGCUCCAGGGAUCAAAGACAGAAGUGGUAGCCCAGAAUUCAAAAGGAACUGAACCUUUAAUCCGCUUUCCUGCCUGGAGCCCUCGCUUGCAGGGGCU